Molecule: messenger RNA, 2251 nt
Organism: Darwinula stevensoni
Lineage: Eukaryota; Metazoa; Arthropoda; Ostracoda; Podocopida; Darwinulidae
Source: the annotation of a GenBank genome assembly
AUGCGCCAUGCCGACCUCGGAGGGUUAAGGCAGUUUGGAGGCAAGCGACGGAGUUGUAAGGAUCCCCCAGAUGAGAGCGGAAAUCAACCUGCAGCCGCAUUGCAAUCUGCCACCGAAGAUGACAUAAAAGCAGUGCACACUUUGCUCUCCUUGAAAAGUCGUGUGUUGAGGAGCUCUGGCGAAGCUUGGGAAGAGGCGCGGAAAUCGAGCAACCUCUUCAAACGGGAACUUCUGACAUUGCCUCCGAGGAAACGACUGGUAUGGGAGACAUUCCAUCCUCCGAAGCCAACUUUAUCCUCUUGUCUCUCACCUCCCCACACCGAAUCUGAAAGUGAAGAUGCAUCCGAGAUUUCUGUGCUCCCCCCGCCUGGGAAAUAUUUGCACUUGCUGCAUGGGAAUACGCCGUCUCGCUGUCCAAAUCCUUAUUUGACUGCCGUUGCUGUGUCUGUGAUAAAAAAAGCAGGGAAAUCAGCGGAAGACCCUCCGGGCUCCAGGGACAGUCGCCCUACGAAUCAGGGAAUGGAAAGAAUCCUUACGCAUCACCUGGAUGAAAAUGCGUGUGAUUUCUUCUCACUCCUCGAAGUCCGUGCCCCACCGACCCCUGGCCAAGAGCCAAAUCCGCAGCACAGCGAUCCGACUCAUCUCUUCUCUGAUUUAUCUUUGGGGAGCUUGAGCUUCCCUAGUUUCUCCCCCUUCUCGGAUGUCAGUGGAGACAAGAGGACGUUAUGCCUCCAAGGAGACGAUGAUCAGCAACAUAUCUUACCAGGAGACUUGAAAAGCCUCCUCCACGAAGAUUUGACGGCCCGAGGCCUAAUCAAUCAUCACCACAACCUACAACAGGCUUGUGCGACGUCGGAAUUGCACCUUGCUGGAGAAGGGAAUCGUCAGGUGCCAACAGAACUGGGGUUUCCUGACAUGAGUGCUACUUGGCUCAACAGUUUGGAUGCAAUCCUUAAGAACGAUGACGACUCACGGAUGUCAGACCUAAAGCAGUGCAUGCAUCAAUUACCGGGGAUGCAGCAUUUGGACGGGCAUCAGCGGGAUGAGAAGCCAGUCCAGGUUCCAAAAUCGGGGAUGGGGACCCAGUUCAUUCCGGUCUUAACAAUCCCUAUCGCAAGUUCGAAUGUUCCUACGACCAUGAUCUUCCCACCGACGACGACAACGGCAAACCCUAUAACGUCUCCCAGUGCGCAGCGGAUAUUGCCCAGCAGCGGAACGAAGAACGGAAGCUUAUCACAAUUCGUGUUUGUCCCAGUAAUACCUCGAGGAGAGAGUGGAAAUGGGAGAGAAACCAAGGUCAUUCAGCUCAUCGCUGCCCCGAACCCACAUUCCAUGAAUGCUCUCCCAAAGGAGGAACGGAAACGUAUGUUCGAAUGUACGUUCGACGGUUGCAGUAAAACCUACUUGAAGUCGUCGCAUCUCAAGGCCCACUACCGCACUCAUACAGGUGAGAAGCCAUUCCUUUGCUCAUGGCCAGGGUGUGAAAGGCGAUUCUCACGCUCUGAUGAACUGUCUCGACAUAAGAGGACACACACAGGUGAAAAGAAGUUUGUCUGUCCCGCCUGCCAACGUCGGUUCAUGCGGUCAGACCACUUGACCAAGCAUAUAAAGCGGCACGCUAAAGAGCGGAGGAAAAUGGCUUGGCAAAGAGAAGCGAAGAAGUUGCUUGCUCCCACACCACCAGUCCCACCAUUAUCUGUGGCUCCUGCUCCUUCCUCCCUGGUUCUCCCAUCCACAGUUGGAAUUGUUGUGCAAGCCUGCCCCUCAAAGGCUUAACCCCUGUACCAGACACCAUGGUCACUGGUGUUCCUUUUUUUUUUCCUGUGAUACAUUUUUUGGGGGGAUCUUCUCUUUUCCACAGGCUCAUGCAGUCAGUCAUGUCAAUUCAGUGUACAGUAUUUUGUGCAAGUCUAUUAUCUCAUUCAGGGCAGACCAUAAUAUGAAAAGUACAACUUCUUCCUCUUAGGAAGUUCCUCCACUCCCUCAUUUGUGUGUGCAAUAUAUGAGAGAUUGAAAAGUAUUUGAUUAUGAAUAUAUUUUCAAGGUAUUGGUGAUGUGCAUUCAAGAAGUGCAAUUCCUGGCUCAAUGUGUUGCCAUUCACAUGUGAUUGAAAAAAAUAUUUGCUCAUGAAUUUUGCUCCCCUUAAUCAACCAGUGCUACUUCAUUUGGCAGUUGUUUCUCUCUACUGCCCUCUUACGCUUAUUUGAGAGGGGACAUCAUGUAGCGGGGAAUAAAAUCUGAUUAGGUAGGU